Messenger RNA from Macrobrachium nipponense, 1159 nucleotides. RefSeq names its product piggyBac transposable element-derived protein 3-like. The coding region runs from base 5 to 1159 and encodes 384 amino acids. The transcript has a single exon. Lineage: Eukaryota; Metazoa; Arthropoda; Malacostraca; Decapoda; Palaemonidae. The record is from RefSeq and is a predicted model, not a curated record.
UGCCAUGUCAGUAUUAAAGAUGCCAAGGAUUAGAAUGUAUUGGCAAGGUAUGACACGCCUACCAUUUAUUGCUGAUGCUAUGCCCAGAGAUAGAUUCUUUAAAUUAAGGUCUGCUCUCAAAUUUGUUGAUGAUAAUAAAAUUUCUGCAGCACAGAGAAGUUUAGAUCGAGUAUGGAAGGUGAGACCUCUCCUUGAAGAAAUUAGAAAGAGAUGCAAUGAGCUCCCAAGAGAGAAAAAACUGAGUAUUGAUGAGAGUAUCAUUCCUUUUCGAGGAAGACUGAACAUAAAGCAACAUGUUCCAGGGAAACCAAAUCCUGAUGGAUUGAAGAUGUUUGUGUUAGCAUCAACUAAAGGACUUGUUUAUGAUUUUGAAAUUUUUCAGGGGAAAGAGGCACUGAUUUCUCUGGUUGACCAGCUGAAUGCUAAACCUAACAGGCCAGUAACAUUGGGAGAGGCAGUUGUGUUCCGAUUUCUUCCUAGUGUGGAACCUGGAUCAAGUUUAUUCUUUGAUAGGUAUUUUACUUCUCCUCAACUUUUGGGAGACUUGUAUGAUAGAUGUCUGAGGGGCACAGGAACUUUAAAGAAAAAUAUGCUACCUAAAGAGGCAAAUUUGAAAUCUGAAGCAACAUUGAAAAGAGAGGGAAGAGGAGCAUCAGAUUCACAAGUUAGGUAUGACAGGAAAGUUGCAUUAACAGCAUGGUAUGAUAAGAAAGUAAUAUACAUGGCUUCAAACGAGUUUGGAAUUAAGGAAGAGGAUGUCUGCCUUCGGUGGUCAAAGGCAAAAAAUGAACACAUACAAGUGCAAAGACCAUGUGUAGUUAGAGAGUAUAAUAAAGCAAUGGGAGGAGUGGACUUACACGAUCAAGUCGUAAGUUAUUACAGAAGUAGCUCUAGAACUAAGAAGUGGACUGUUAGAACAGGACUUCACAUGAUGGAUGUGACAACUGCUAAUAGCUGGUUGGAAUAUAGGGCAGACUGCGGAGAAAACAAAUAUAUGCCAUACUUGGAUUUUAAACUACAGUUGGCUAAUCAGCUUAUGAGAGGAGAGUUAUCUGAUAGAGAUGGAAGACGAUUGGGCAGCACAGAUUCUGAUGAAGAACUUGGAGAUCCAGCCCCUAAGACCAAAAGAGGAAAAUUUAAAGUCCCUUUUGCCUGGUGA